GAGGGGCUGGGUGUGUACAGUUUCCUGUAAAUAAGACCCACCCACAAGCUUACCAUGAAGCCGCCAUGAAAGAGUCCUGAUGAAUUUGGUCCUCAAGAAAGCAAUUAGGUUGAUUGUUUGUGGCGUCCCUGGGCGGCAAUGCAGCUACUCCACGAGAUCCAGAGGCUAUGAGGUGGUGAUAGGAGGUGGUGGGAUCAUGGGUUGCUCAAGUGCUCUCUUUCUAGCUCAGAGGGUGCAACCAUCAUCCAUCUGUAUUGUGGAGAGAGACCCAAAGUACCAACAAGCUUCCACCCCCCUCUCUGUGGGUUCCAUACGACAGCAAUUCUCCAUCCCAGCCAACAUACAGCUGUCAAUGUACUCGAGUGAAUUCAUUCGGAACAUUGCCACCCACCUUCAAGUUGAUGACAACGACCCACCAGAUGUGCAGUUCAUCCCUGGUAGCUAUGUGUUCCUGGCAACAGCUGAGGGUGAAGAUGGCCUGAGGGAUAAUUUUAAGGUCCAGAAAGACCAGGGUGCAGCUGUUGAGUUAAUGAAUCCUCACCAGCUCAAAGAGAAGUAUCCAUGGAUCAACACUGAGGGAAUCGUCUUGGCUUGUAGAGGUGUGAGGAAUGAAGGCUGGUUUGACCCUUGGCUUCUUCUCAGUGCUUUUAAGAAGAAGGUUCUUUCCAUGGGCGUGCACUACGUCACAGGAGAACUGUCUGCAGUUGCCGUGGAAGACAAAAGAGUUUCCAGUGUGGAGGUCACUACUGAAAAUGGCAACAAAGAACACAUAGGAUGUGAUCAUUUCGUCAAUGCUGGUGGACCCUGGGCUUCUCAACUGGCUUUGAUGGCUGGAAUUGGAGACCCCACUCACUCUAACAAAGUCAUGCGUGCCCCCCUCCCAGUGAAACCACGGCGACGGUGUGUGUUUGUCAUAAAAUGCCCGGAUCUCAUCACUGAAGAAUUCCCUAUGCUUAUUAAUAUUGAUGGCACGUAUUUACGAAAGGAAGGAGUACAAAACACUUUCAUAUGUGGAGUGAGGACCCCUGAGCACCUGGAUCACGAUGACCUUGAGUUAGAAGUGGACUAUUCACUGUUUGACGAGUAUGCGUGGCCUAGUAUUGCACACAGGGUACCGGCAUUUGAAUCUUUGAAGUUGCAAAGUGCUUGGGCUGGUUACUAUGAUUACAACACUCUGGAUCAAAACGCAAUUAUCGGGAGGCACCCUGUCAUUAAUAACUUGGUAUUUGCCAAUGGCUUUAGUGGCCAUGGCAUACAACAGUCACCAGCUGUAGGUAGAGCAGUUAGCGAGAUUGUUUUAGAUGGUUGUUCGCACUCUAUUGAUCUCAGUAGAUUUUCCUUUGAAAGAGUUGUGAAUGGUCAGCCAUACAAAGAAAAAAACAUUGUGUAAGAGAGAUUUUUUUAUACAUAUUCUUACGCCAAACUUCAUUCAGAUGUGUCUUUAAUUUUUGUGUGUAAUUUUCACCCUAACGGUUUGAAUUGGGAAUGGAAGUAGUUGAACAAUGCUGA
This is a messenger RNA of Halichondria panicea, 1509 nucleotides long. Its product is annotated as FAD-dependent oxidoreductase domain-containing protein 1-like. The transcript has 6 exons. Gene Ontology annotation, molecular function: oxidoreductase activity. Gene Ontology annotation, cellular component: cytoplasm. Bases 80 to 1390 code for a protein of 436 amino acids. Gene Ontology annotation, biological process: mitochondrial respiratory chain complex I assembly. Lineage: Eukaryota; Metazoa; Porifera; Demospongiae; Suberitida; Halichondriidae. The record is from RefSeq and is a predicted model, not a curated record.